Cadophora gregata is the source of this 3477-nucleotide messenger RNA. RefSeq lists its product as uncharacterized. The record is from RefSeq and is a predicted model, not a curated record. The coding region runs from base 277 to 2937 and encodes 886 amino acids. NCBI's taxonomy places the organism in Eukaryota, Fungi, Ascomycota, Leotiomycetes, Helotiales, Ploettnerulaceae. The transcript is spliced from 7 exons. Gene Ontology annotation, biological process: proteolysis; peptide catabolic process. Gene Ontology annotation, cellular component: cytoplasm. Gene Ontology annotation, molecular function: zinc ion binding; metalloaminopeptidase activity; peptide binding.
CUUAGCUUGGCUUUUCUCCUUCCUUAUUUGUGCGCUGAUUAACGAGCUCAUUGCCUGGUCUGGUCACUCAAUCAGGUCUUUUCAUUCUUCAUCUCGAAUCUCCAGUCUUGUCAAUUAAGAAGACCAUUUUCCGUGUCUGAUUGCCAACUUUGCUUGCGGACCUGAAUCAACACAAGUCAAACACCGCAACGACCCCGCCAUUAACCACAUUAUUUACACCAUUCAACUGCCACCCAAGUACCCCUUACAGUACUCUUCGGCUUUGACUGGCACUUCAUGACAAUGGCAUCAGCUGUGGCUUCUGAUCGGGACAUUCUGCCCAACAAUGUAAAGCCGGUCAAUUAUGAUCUGUCAUUGUAUGACAUCGAGCUUGGAGGAGCAUUUAGCUACCAGGGCACUGUCUCCAUCCUAGCAAAGGUGGUCAAGAGCUCAAGGGAAAUUACCCUAAAUGCUCACCAGCUGAAGAUCCAUGGCGUGGAGGUAUCGUUAGAACAUACCAAGACCCAGCAGACAUUCGUGUCGACCGGCAUCUCAUACGAUGCUCCUAGACAGCGAGCUACAAUCUCCUUUGGAGAGGAUCUCCCAACUUCUGAGAAAGCACUCAUCGUCAUCAAGUUCCAGGGCACUGUCAACAACGAUAUGGCGGGCUUUUACAGAUCAAAGUACACGCCAGCGACGACACCAGCUGCGUCAGUUCCGAAAGAUGGAGACAGUCAUGUCAUGUUCUCAACCCAAUUCGAAAGUUGCGAUGCCCGAAGGGCAUUCCCCUGUUUCGAUGAACCCAACCUGAAGGCAACCUUUGAUGUGGAAAUCGAGCUUCCGGAUGACCAAGUAGCGCUUUCGAACAUGCCCGAGAAGGAGGUAAGGAAGUCCAAAGAUGGGUUUAAGAUUGUGUCCUUUGAGAAGACGCCCGUCAUGAGCACUUACCUCUUGGCGUGGGCCGUAGGAGAUUUUGAGUACAUCGAAGAUUUCACCAAGCGCAAAUUCAACGGCAAGAAUCUCCCGGUUCGCGUCUACACUACGAGAGGCUUGAAGACCCAGGCUCAAUACGCUCUUGAUCACACUCCUCAAAUCAUCGAUUACUACUCUGAGAUUUUUGGCAUCGACUAUCCGCUACCAAAGUGUGAUCUUCUUGCUGUUCAUGAAUUUUCUCACGGAGCGAUGGAAAACUGGGGACUAAUAACGUACCGGACUACGGCAGUUUUAUUUGAUGAAAAGACGUCUGAUGCGAAAUUCAAAAACAGAAUUGCGUACGUCGUCGCUCACGAGCUGGCUCAUCAAUGGUUUGGAGACUUGGUAACCAUGGAUUGGUGGAAUGAGCUCUGGCUUAAUGAGGGCUUCGCAACUUGGUUGGGCUGGCUCGUCACCGAUCACAUUCAUCCAGAUUGGCACGUCUGGCCUCAAUUUGUAUCUGAAGGAAUGCAAGGGGCAUUCGGCCUAGACUCGCUGCGUAGUUCUCAUCCGAUUGACGUCCCUGUCAAAGAUGCUCUUGAUGUAGAUCAAGUAUUUGAUCAGAUCAGUUACCUCAAAGGCUGCUCUAUUAUUCGCAUGUUGGCUGCUCAUCUCGGGCAAGAUGUUUUCCUCAAGGGCGUCGGAGAUUAUCUCAGAACUCAUGCUUUCGGUAACGCCACAACUAAUGAUCUUUGGUCUGCUGUUGGUAAGGCAUCCGGUCAGGAUAUUCGAGCAUUGAUCGAUCCUUGGAUUUUGAGAAUUGGGUUUCCAGUUGUGACUAUAGCAGAGGAACCCGGCCAAAUUGGACUCAAGCAGAAUCGAUACUUGUCCACUGGAGACGUCACCAGUGAGGACGAUAGCACUACUUGGUGGGUACCCCUGAGAUUAGAAGGUAAGGUGGGAAGCAAAGAUGUUACUCCAUUGAAUUUCAAUAAGAAAGAGGACAUCGUUCGGGAUGUCGAUGAAUCAUUCUACAAGAUCAAUAAGGACACCACUGGAUUCUAUCGCACCAACUAUCCUCCAACUCGCCUGGCCGCCCUGGGCGGUCAGAUCAAGAGAUUAAGCCUCUCAGACAAGAUCGGAUUGGUUGCUGAUUCUGGAGCCCUUGCAUAUUCUGGUGAAGGUUCUACUCCAGGACUUUUGUCGUUCGUCGAGGGCUUUCAAUCCGAGACUAAUUCCCUGGUCUGGUCUCAGAUUCUUGGUUCACUUUCGACCGUAAAGUCUGUAUUUGCAGAUGAUGAGGCAAUCACGCUUGGCUUAAAGAAGUUUAUCCUCAAACUUGUCACACCCGCAGUCGAGAGAAUCGGCUGGGAGUCAUCGGCUAGUGAUGACUUCCUUACUGGCCAGGUUCGCGCUCUGUUAAUCAUCACAGCAGGUUUGAACGGCCAUGAGAAGGUGAUUGCGGAAGCCAAGCGGAGAUUCGAUCUCUAUGUAUCUGGCGCAGACAAGUCUGCCAUCCACCCCAAUCUCCGAGCAGCUGUUUACGCAUUGGUGGUUCGUUAUGGUGGUAAAUCUGAGUUUGACUUUCUAAAGAAGGAAUGGUUUUCAACCACCUCGAUUGAUGGCCGCGAAACCAUCGUUCGAGAACUUGGUCACAUCCAGAAUCUGGCUCUUCUCCCCGAAUACCUGACAUUACUCUUCAAUGAUGUGGCAACCCAGGACAUGCACACAGGAGCUAUUGCGCUUGCGGCAAACCCAAAUACCAGACCCGGCCUGUGGAAGUACUUCCAAGAGAACUUCGAAUCCAUCAAGGAUCGCCUUGGGAAGAACAUGGUGGUUCUUGACCGGUUCAUUCUUUGCUGCUUGAACAAGUUUAGCGAAAGGGAUACGGAGAAGGAAAUUGCCCAGUUCUUUGAUGGCAGAGAUAACAGAGGAUAUGACCGUACUCUGGCGAUUGUUAGUGACACAAUUCUCGGGAGGGCCACGUACAAGGACCGUGAUGGAAAGGUCAUUUUGGAGUGGCUUAAGGUUCAUGGAUAUGCUUGAAAGUUGGGAGGUAUUGGUCAUGGAACGGAUCCCCGCUCUCCGCACUGUGGCUUUCACCGAUAAUCUACAAAUAUUUCCGUCUAUCUUUUGACGUACCCGUUUGAACACUACCUUAAUAUGCUAAGUCUGCAAGCAUACACAAUUAUAAAUCAAACUUCAAGUAAAAAAAGUAUAUAGAUCAUCUACGUGUCUGUGAGGAUGGUGUGGAUAUUUUCGAAAGUGUGCUGGUGCUCUAAGACGGAUUGCAAGAGUUUAAACUCAAAGCUAUUGGAGCGGAUGCAAUCCUGUAUGCAUCCGAAUAAAAGGUUCUCUCAGUCACUCAGAAAGGCUCUAAGACACCCUGGUUACUUCUAUUCUUCCAAGAAUUAUUUGCUUCUUGUUUGCAGUCGACCCACCUUUGGCUGUUUACUAAACAUUUCACCAGGAAGCGCAAAUCACCUCGACGUCAAGAAUCUACCUGCUAUUGCACUUGCUUGAAUAACUAUGCACUUGGAUUCCCGCUAUUUUACAACCGAUCCUCAACGCCUUUCGGCGAAAUGC